AUGGUUCAUUUUGAAGAGCUCCAGCUUCGGGAUGUUGCCACACUGGGUUGUGGAACGUUUGGUAGGGUUGAUCUGGCCUGGAGCGAAGCCAAACAGGAAUACUACGCCGUCAAGAAGUUCAACAUCCAUGAGGUGGUACAGCGAAAUCGGGCCGAAUACGUGAAACGUGAGAAGGAGCUACUUUUAAUGUCUUCUUGCCCGUUCGUCGUAGAAUUAAUAUGCACAGGAAUGGAUCGAAUCAAUCUCAGUCUUGUAGUGGAAUUUGUUCACGGUGGAGAGUUAUCCGAUUACCUGAACGAUAUGAACGAGGAAGAUCUCCAAACUGCUGUGCGAUUUUAUUCUGUGGAGAUUGUCUGCGCACUUCAACACAUUCAUUCCAAGAAUAUUGUGUACCGUGAUCUUAAACCUGAAAAUCUGCUACUCUCUAAAACGGGCCAUGUCAAGAUAGCUGACUUUGGACUUGCCAAACUUCUCAGGGGAAAGACAUAUACUAUAUGUGGAACUGCUGAAUACAUUGCACCUGAAGUGAUAAUGAAGAAAGGUUACGGCAUCGCUGUAGAUUGG
Molecule: messenger RNA, 564 nt
Organism: Ostertagia ostertagi
Lineage: Eukaryota; Metazoa; Nematoda; Chromadorea; Rhabditida; Trichostrongylidae
Source: the annotation of a GenBank genome assembly